Chlamydomonas reinhardtii is the source of this 4720-nucleotide messenger RNA. RefSeq lists its product as uncharacterized. The record is from RefSeq and is a predicted model, not a curated record. NCBI's taxonomy places the organism in Eukaryota, Viridiplantae, Chlorophyta, Chlorophyceae, Chlamydomonadales, Chlamydomonadaceae. Bases 363 to 2057 code for a protein of 564 amino acids. The transcript is spliced from 3 exons.
GGCAGUGGCACGUCCAAAUUAUUUGGCGAAGUCACCUCGGCUUCCUGACGAAGGCCGUCUCAGCCGGCAAUCGCAUAUUUUGCGGCUUUCCAGGGAUUUACAUAUAUAGCAAUAUCUUCCAACGCACUGCUCCAAAAAGCUUUGUUUUGCGCCGUCUGUCGCGCAAUGGCGACCCGGGGCUGCGCCCUGCAGUGACGUUCUGCUAAACGCGCUGCGACAGUAUGGAAAGUCGACUGAUCGGUUUGCCAGACGAGCUGUUAGCUAAGGUCCUUCUCUCGGGGGGCGACUCACUGGCGAGCACGGCGCUGACGACCGUCUCGGUUUUCGCCAGCUGCUCCUCGUUGCGGCGCCUUGCACCACAAAUGUUGGCAGCGGUGGGCUUGGGCCAUGCAGCUGCUGGAAGCCCUGGGCACGCUGCGGUGACCAUGUUCGGGACCGGCCUUGGGCAGACGGCGUCGCUCAUGGCCGCCGCUGCAUCGGCUACAUGCAGCAGACAGCUAACCCUAGAUGACGUGCUUACGGGCGAGCGUCGACAGACGGUGGUUGCAUAUCUAUUCGAGGUCGCCAAUGCCUGGGAGCUGGACGGUGCCGUGGGCUUCCUGGCGGUCAGGCUCUUUGACAACUUCACAGCGGCUAUGCGCGUCCCGUCUCCCACUCUGCUGCAGCUAGUCGCGCUGGGCUGCCUGCGCCUGGCUGUCAAGUCCCUUUCGGCCGCCACCGCCGCCGCCCACGCCUCGACUUCUCGAUCAGAACAUCCCUUGGGCGGGUCCGCUACGACAACAGCCAUCGCCGCCGCCGCUCCUGCAGCCGCCCCUGCUGCUGCCGCGGACUGCUACUGCGACUGUGACCUCGAUUGCGAGGCUUCCACCGAAACCUGCACCGCAGAGAGCGAGGCCGCUGCGGGUGGCCUCUCCUCCGCCGUGCUCUGCCUCACUGACGCGGACGACGAUGCCGACGCCUCUGCGGCCGCCACUGGCAUGGUCUCCGACUCCGCCCCGGCGGCGGACCCGUCGUCGCAGGCGCCGCUGCCGCAGGCAUCGCUGCUGGAGCCUCAGCGCUACGCCGACUUGUCCGCCGGUGCUUACACGGCGGAGGACGUGGCGCGCAUGACGCAGGUGGUCGAGGGCUUCGUGCGGCAGACGCAGCUGGAAGACCAGGCGGAGGAGGAGGAGGCGGAGGCGCAGGCGCAGGCGGAAAAGGUGCAGGCGGAGGCGGAUGCGGUGGGAAUGGCGGAGGGAAUGGCGGUGGACAGCUACCAAGGUCCGGCGGAUGCGGAGCAGCCUUCGCAGCCCGCGCAGCCUGUGCGGCCGCCGCUGCGGCUGCGGACGGCGUGGUGGCUGCGCCGCGACCUGUGCAGCGCUCCCACCACCCGCCACUUCCUGCGGAGCCUGUUCGCCGCCGCUGCCGCGCCCGCCGCACCGCCGCCUGCCGCAAGCGCCGCCGCUAGUGCGGCCGAGCCCACUGCCGCCGCCGUCACCACCGCGCUGGUUCCGCCGGGCCUGCAGCAGCCGGUGCAGCUGCUGGCCAGCUUCCUGUCGGAGCUGGUGCUGCUGACGCCAGAGGGCGCCGUCGCGCCGCCGGCACACGUGGCGGCGGCGGCCAUGUCGCUCGCGCUGGAGGUCGCCGCCGGGCUGCCGGCCUGGCCGCCGGCCCUGCAGCGGGCGCUUCCGCUGCGACUGGAGCCGGCCAGGGGCGCCCGCAGCAACAGUUGUGGUUCAGGCGUGGUGGCGGCGGGUGCGGCUGGCGCCGGCCUGCUGGAGGACUUCAGCGCCGUGCGUGCGGCUGUGGCGGCGGCACAGGCGGCGCUGGCGGUGCCCGAGCUGCGCGCGGCCUGGUCGUGCCGCGUCGCCGCCGCCGCUUCCGGUGCUGCCGCUGCUGCUGGCGGGGAGCCUGCUGACGCGGUCACCACAGCGACAGGCGCCGUGACAGCUGCGCCGGUCAGUGCCGACGCCGUGGAGCCCCCGGCGGUUGCGCCGCUGUCGCCGGGUGCAGCUUCGGCGUGGGAUGUGGUGAUGGCCGCGGUGGCGUCGGCGGCGCCAUUGCUGUCAAGUAACUAGCGUCACUCAGGGUCGGGGCGCCAGGCGGGGUUGAUCCAAUCCGCGGCCAUUCCCGGACCUCUAAGGCCCCUGCACCGCACAGGCAAGAACAGCGUUACUGGCAGGCUAGAGGCUGUAAGGUAUUGCCAGCAGCAUUUUUGCGUGGCCAUGCGGCCGAGGCUGCAUGUGUGUGGGCACCACGCCAGUUUUUAUUUGUACGGUGGCCGUCCUUGUUCAAUCUUUUUCAUAGUUGUGGGCUUGGCGCACACACAUACAUAUACGCGUGCCAUUGCCCAAGACACCAAUGCUGCACGGUUCUAGCAGGGUCGCCAUUCAAUGCAUGUUAACGCAAUCUGCGUAUGGCUGAGAAAAUUGCAGGCUUGAGUGUACGUUCUGUUGGAUGGUCAUCUGCAACUUAGUCAGGCCAGGGCCGGGACCCUUCACGGGCCCGACACUAACCAGGCAGGCAGCAAGCAGGCAAACGGCUUGAGGCGGGCGUGCCAGAUCUGGUUCCGUCGUGAGUCCUGUCUUACUUAGCGGCCGGCUGCGUCUUACAAGUAGAUGGCGCUCAAGGAAACACACAAAGGGCUGAAAUGCAGUGGGGAGCGGGGCAGGUGGUGCGGUGGGGUCUGAAGGCACCUUGCCUGGAAUUGGCUGGCUACAGAACUCGGUAAUGGGCGAGAGAAAAGGGGAAGGCCUUGGCGGCAGAGAAGCAAGCAGACUAAAGCUAGUUGCAAGGGUCUGCACGUAUUGUACUCGUUUCGUCAUCGCCGACCUUUUAGCUCGUAGGCUGUGCGUACAAGUUGUGGCGUGCUGCAACGCUGUGUUGUGUGUGGGUGUGUGUGGGUGCGUGCGUGCGUGCGUGCGUGUUUACACAACAUAUGAACACGAAGAUAGGCCCUGUUGGUGGAGGAUGAAACCAAAGGUGAUGCAAAGCCAAUGCGAGUGAUGUGGCUCAGGGGAGAGGUUUGUCAGCCGUGAGCGCGGGAUGUGUAUGGGCGGAUUUCAGCUGGCCCGCCUGGAUUCAAUGGAGCUGCUUUCAUCGGUAUCGCAUUCUUUGCAAGAAAAAAACUGCUGGUUGGAUUUGGCACGGAGAGAGGGGAUGCUUCAGCAAGCAAGUCUAUUGGGCGCGCUAUUGCAGGGCGGCGGACAAUCCGAGUGCGUCGCAUCGGAUUCCGGGUACCUGCACACGAACCUGCAGCUAGCCAAAGCCUGGCAGGAGUAAUUAGUUGUUUAUAUGGCUGGUUUUGAUAGUUUGUGUGGGGUAUUCUUACACACCUUCUUUGCGCGAGAUAUUGCCGUAGGUUCAGUCCUGCAUUCACUCGCACUGGCUGCAGCAGUGCGGCCCGGUGACCUGUUUGCUUGUCCAAGGUCACGUGUAAGAAGCAGGGAAGGCGCCAACACUUGCACGACACGGGAUUAAUCGCGUGGACGCUUUCAACACAAAACUGGGAUUAUGUGCGGCUAAGGUAGCUGCAGCACGGCAUGAGCUGUCUCGUUGAAAGCUCCAUGGUAGUAGCUUCCCGUUUGGUUGUGGAUAAGGGAAGUUCAUACAUCGUGUCUGGUCACUGUCCUGGUGGGUAUUUUCAUCGUAGUUUAAGGUGCUGCAGUGUCGUAAUUGGCGCAUUGUCUUGUUUAGCUGAUGGCAAGAAUGCAGGUCCCGCGCAGGCAAUGGCAAGGACCCGGUGGUUCGUAGAUGGAUAAUCGGACUGGUGCAAUGGUAAGCUACUUACCCGGCAGCUGCAAAGGCUGGGAGGGCAGUUUCAUCGUAUAUGCGGGGGUUGUGAUGGUCGCCUGGAUGUCAACCAAAUCAUGCGUGACGUAUACGGUUUGAUUGGCGCCGCUACGCCUGUCGCCCGUGCCUUGCAAGGUGUCGGACAAGCUCAGAUUUUGUUGUUCUUGGUUUGGUUUUAGGUUUCAGGGGGCAAAAUCCUUUGUCGAUGCAGUACAAAACACCCGGUCGCCCAUGUAGCUGUAUGUGCGGGUACGGAACCGCUGGUAGCGUAGCAGGGUAGCAUGUAAGUGUAAGCCUUUUGGGCAGCUGGAGAAUACACGCAUGGUAGAGCAUUGCCGGAAUCAUGCAACAGCAGUAGGGUUGCGCAAUCUUACUCGGCGGGAGAAUGGAUUGCAGGGAGCUUAGAGACAUCUCUUGGUUGAUGAGUUAGGAGAAUGCCCAUGUGAAGGGAGGAGCAGUAGGUAGGGCGCUAAGUUUCUAAACCGUUGACGGGUAGGUGUAGCAGGCACGCCGGAUGCGUGGCAUUUGAGUUUGCAGUCACCGUACAUAUGUGGCGUGGGUGCUGCGCACACAUGCUAUGAUUGCACGUGCUCAUGCAAUGCGCGCGCUUACGGAAGUGUGGCAUUAUCAGGCCAGUACACGUGCUGGAAGGAGAGCAUUAGAUAGGGAGGAAUUUCUAGAAGCGCAUGUGACUACUGCGCGCCGCACCCCCCAAAAUUUUCUUGUUGAACUAAUCGUGCGACUAGCCAACCGCCUAUCUUGGGGAGUAACGGGGCUGCCCUAGGAUCGUCUGAUGUCGCUGGGGGCACACGAGGGACGUUUGAGGACGUGCCCUGGUGCUGUGCCGGCUGGUUCCCCUGGAGAGACAGAGGGGGCAGCGUAGUGUCUAAGUGGUUUGCUGGUGAAGUCUGCCGGUGCGCAUCCCGCGGUCUUUAAGCAGUUUCCCUCC